AUGGGAUUUAGCAGAGUUUAUAAGGGCAUAGAAGAGGGGCAAAUUGUUGUUCGAUCAAUGGAGAAUAUGCAGACCCACAGCAUUAUUGCCCAUGCAGGGGAUUACACUCUGUGGGUUCUUCGUACGAAAGAUGAAUCAGAGGAUUUGGCAAACUCAUUGGUAGGAGGAAGAGGAGACAUUGGUAUUCCUGGUUGUAAAGCUCGCGCUCUUAAACGAUUGGAUGGCCUUGAAGGAUGGGAUAGUGUUCGAGAAGUUAUUGAUGCAACCAGUGAGGACAUUAUAUCAGAAAGAAAGAUCAUGGACAGGUUGCCCCUAGAUAAAUGGAGUGAUGCAGAUGGUCAUGUCCUACUCAUUGGUGAUGCUGCACAUGCUCAGUAUGUUGGGCCAGGACAAGGCGUCAGAACUGCAUUUGAAGAUGCCCAUCAACUCUCCCUCCUUCUUCAACAUGCAAGUCACUCAUCUUUUACAGAGAAAAGCAUUAGAGAUGCUGUCAAAAGGUUUGAAGAGUUAAGAAUUCCUCGGAUGAAAAAGAUGCAGCUGUAUGCAGCCUAUAACACAAGGCUUCCUAAAUUUCAACCUGAGUGGUUCCAGAAUUUGACAGCGGAAGAAAGAAUGAGAGUCUACGAGGAAUACUCGAAAUGGGUUCAUUCAUAUCCCAACAAGCAAGAGUGUGACCCUGACUCCAUCUAUUUCAACCCUGAUUCCACCUAUUUCAAGUGA
Messenger RNA from Cryptomeria japonica (Japanese cedar), 720 nucleotides. RefSeq names its product FAD-dependent monooxygenase notI'-like. The coding region runs from base 1 to 720 and encodes 239 amino acids. Gene Ontology annotation, molecular function: FAD binding. Lineage: Eukaryota; Viridiplantae; Streptophyta; Pinopsida; Cupressales; Cupressaceae. The transcript is spliced from 4 exons. The record is from RefSeq and is a predicted model, not a curated record.